Trichomonas vaginalis G3 is the source of this 585-nucleotide messenger RNA. Its product is annotated as superoxide dismutase [Fe]. The record is from RefSeq and is a predicted model, not a curated record. Bases 1 to 585 code for a protein of 194 amino acids. Gene Ontology annotation, biological process: superoxide metabolic process. The transcript has a single exon. Gene Ontology annotation, molecular function: superoxide dismutase activity; metal ion binding. NCBI's taxonomy places the organism in Eukaryota, Parabasalia, Trichomonadida, Trichomonadidae.
AUGUUCUCUAUGGAGCAUCCCGCCUACCUCAAGAAGGGCCUUCCAGGCUUCUUGACACCACAUGCUGUUGAAAUCCACGUCACAAAGCACCAUCAGGCAUACAUUGACACCGCAAAUAAGCUCAUUGUCGGUUCCGGCCUCGAGGGCAAGCCAAUUGAGGAAGUUAUCCAGAAGGCUCAGGGCCCACUCUUCAACAACGUUGCCCAGCACUUCAACCACUCCUUCUUCUGGAGGUGCCUUCAGCCAGAAACAAUCCCGGUUACACCAAAGGUUGCUGAUGUCCUUGCUGCUAACUUCGAGUCUGUCGAGAAGUUCAAGGAGACAUUCACAGCUAAGGCUUCUACAGUCUUCGGCUCCGGCUGGUGCUAUCUUUACAAGAGCAAGGAUGGCAAGUGCGAGAUCGGCCAGUACUCCAACGCCCUCAACCCAGUCAAGGAUGGCCAUAAGCCACUCCUCACAGUCGACACUUGGGAGCAUGCCUGGUACAUCGACUACGAGAACAGAAAGGCUGAGUACUUCAAGAACUUCUGGAACCAUGUUAACUGGAACUUUGUUGAGCAGAACAUGUUAAAUGCCGGUCUUUAA